Dromaius novaehollandiae (emu) is the source of this 4976-nucleotide messenger RNA. RefSeq names its product telomere maintenance 2 (gene TELO2). Gene Ontology annotation, molecular function: Hsp90 protein binding; telomeric repeat DNA binding. Bases 47 to 2497 code for a protein of 816 amino acids. Gene Ontology annotation, biological process: telomere maintenance via telomerase; protein stabilization. The transcript is spliced from 20 exons. Gene Ontology annotation, cellular component: cytosol. The record is from RefSeq and is a predicted model, not a curated record. Lineage: Eukaryota; Metazoa; Chordata; Aves; Casuariiformes; Dromaiidae.
AGAUUCGCCGCGGCGCGGGGGGAGGCGGCAGCGAAUCUGCGGGGCCAUGGCGGCGGCGCCGGGCGCGCUGCAGGAGGCGGCGGCGGCGCUGGCGGCCGGCGGGGACGUGGCGGCGGCGCUGGGGGCCGCCCUGGAGGCGGCGGGGGGCGCGGCCGCCCCGGCGGAGGGGGCGCGGGCGCAGUGGGGCGCCUUGCUGCGGCGCCUCGUGGGCAGCCUGCGCCCGGGCUGCCUCGACCCCCUGCCCGCGCCGCAGCGGCGGCGCCUGUGGCGCAGCGUCUUGGCGGAGGCGCCGGCCGCGCUGGGCUUCCCGCUCCUCGUGGAGGCCGUGGCGGCGCCGGGCCUUUGCCCGACGACGGUGGUUGAGCUGCUGGAGCAGUUCCUGCAGGAGGGACACCUCUCGGCUCUGCUGUGGGAGGUCUGUCAGCAGCAAGCCCAGGAUCGCUCGCUGGAGCUGCAGGAGACCCUGCUCGGCAAGAUUGUGUGCUUGCCGGAUCACGUGGGCAAUAGGCUCCAGGGGAAAAACCCACCGGUGUUCUUCCCGCAGAACUACUUUCCGCUGCUGGGCAGUGCGAUUAUCCAGGUGCUGCACAAGAUCUCUGAUUCUCUAAGAGGUGGCUUGGAUUGCUCAAUCUCUUUUGUGUCUCAUGUUCUGGGGAAGGUGUGCAUUCACGGGAGACAGAAAGAAAUCCUGAGCGUUUUGGUGCCCCACCUAACGGAGCUCACCAAGUCGGACUGCAUCUGGCAAAGGAUAUGCUGGCGACUGGUCGAAUGUGUGCCAGACCGCUGGAUGGAAGCAGUGGUCCUUGGUUUUGUUCAGAGAGCAUCGGGGGCAGAUGUCUUGUCUAGAUUGCUGGGGAACCUGGUCGUGAAAAACAAGAAAGCUCAGUUUGUGGUGACGCAGAAGCUGCUGCUCUUGCAGUAUGGCUACACGACUGCAGUGCUACAGAACGUCCUUGGCUACCUGUCACUGGACAGCCUUCGACGUCCCUUAUUGAUCAAAGUGCUGCAAGAACUCCUGGAGACCUGGGGCAGCAGCAGUGCGGUGAAACACUCCCCAGCUGAGCAGCAGCAAUACAUUAGCAAGGCCAUUCUCAUCUGCCUCUCCCACCUCAAGGAGCCAGAAAUAGACAGCUGCAGACAAGAGCUUCUCGCAAGCAUGAUGGCAGGUGUAAAAUGCCACCUGGAUAGCAGCCUGCCACAGAUACGGCGUCUGGGAAUGAUUGUGGCAGAGAGUGUUAGUUUGAAGAUAAACACGGAUGGGCCUGUCCUGAAAUUUCAGUAUGAAGAAGACAAUGAAACGCGAGAGCUGAAGUCCCUUCUGGUGCAGGCUCCACCACGCCAUGUCGUCCCCAACCAUCCAGAUGAUGACAGGAAUGAAAGAGCAGAUGCUGCACUGCCAGUGGUAUUGGAAAGUAAUGAGAAGCCACAUACAGCAGCCUGUGUGACGCCAGAUGAGCAGUUGGACGCUGAGCUUGACAGUGACGAUGACCUCAUCCCUUAUGACAUGUCAGGGGAUAAAGAAUUAAAGACGACUAAGGCUCCUGUAUAUAUUCGAGACUGUAUUGAAGUCCUGACGGGAUCUGACGAUAUGGACAAAUGGGACGCUACAAUCAAGGCUCUUGAGAGCUUGAUUCGAAAGAAUCCAGCAGCAACACGAGAGGUUAGUGUGGAGCUGGCAAAAAUACUACUGCAUCUGGAAGAGAAGACCUGUAUUGAAGGCUUUGCAGAGCUCCGUCAGAGAGCCCAAGUAGCUGUUUUAACCACUGAUCCAAUACCUGUCGCACAGUACCUGACCUCUCAGUUCUACUCCCUGAACUACAGUCUCCGUCAGCGCAUGGACAUUCUCGAUGUACUGGUUCUGGCAGCUCAGGAAAUGUCUUAUCCCAAAACCCGUGGGAAGAAAAAGAAUUCCAGUGCUCAGAAACCCUGUAUCCAGCUCCUUCCUGGAAGUGACAGCUCUAAGGACUGGAGAAGGAUUGUUGAUGAGAGGAUCAAAAGCAAGACCCGGAGGUUUGCUAAGGGUCAGUCUCAAGUGGAACAAGAUUCUGGCCCAAAUGAGUUCAAUUCUGUUGCUGGGCACUUCUUCUUCCCAUUGAUCCAGAAGUUUGACAGGCCUUUGUCAACAUUUGAUCUACUAGGAGAAGACCACUUUGUGCUUGGAAGACUGGUGCACACGUUAGCAGUCCUGAUGUACUUGGCUGUCAAUGCUAUGACAGUCACCACAAUGGGAAAGGCACUGCUGGAGUUUGUAUGGGCUCUGCGUUUCCACACAGACUCGUAUGUGCGCCAGAGUCUCUUGUCCUGUGUCUCCUCCAUACUCCUCGGUGUCCCGACUGAACAUCUUCUGGAAGACAUGACUGAAGAGCUCUUGGAGACUCAAUCCUGGUUGGCAGAUGUGGUAGAGAAAGACCCGGAUGGGGACUGCAGGAGGCUGGCCUUGCAGAACUUGCUGCUAAUGGAGAACCUGAAAAAGAAACUUGAAACUGUCCCUUCCUAGUUGAAGGGUAAAAGAAAUGACCUCUACCUCAUACUCUUGCCAGCUGGAUGCUUGUAGGCACUGCUGGGGCCUCUUCAACAGUCACCUGGCUGGACAAGAGGAAGAAGGGGGAAGGGUGCAGAGCUGGAAGCCAGAGAACCUGACUUGACAUCUGGACUUUGUAGUGGAGGCCAAUUUAGUGAGCUAUUGCUAUCCGGUACGGAGUGUACAGAUGCAGGAAGGUAGGCUAGCGCUGCCAUCCUCUCCACACCUCCCCCAGCCCCCACCCCCCGCUAUUUAUAACCUUGGCAGGUUUGAGUGCUCUGCUAAAAAUACAGAGAAGAUCUCAUAGCAGAUUUCUUGUCAGAAAAACAGGAGGGCUGGAACCAGCCACUUACCUCCGGGGGGGGGGGGGGGGGGGCUACGUUUAUGGUAUGCCCAUAACAAAGGCUCCUGUGUCUUCUAGCAAUGCAGCAUUUGGCAGAAUAUUUACUGGUCUGUUGUUCGAAGGGGUGGCGUGUUAUCGGGAAUGAUACCACGGAUGAGACAGAUGCACUGAAUAGCUACAGUGCAGUUUUGAAAAUGUGCCAAACCUUAAAGGAGACAAUUUCUAGAGCUGUACUGCAUUUAGGAGGGAACAGAGCAGAAAUUUUCUCUUUGAAAAUCUUAGUACCAAAAGAAGUUUCUGUUAAAGGGUAACUAAUGGCCAGAUUCUGGUCUUAAAAUCUCCCUCCAGAAAGCACAGAAUUGAAAUAACAUCAUAGUCACCCCAAGUUUUGAAGCAAGUCACAAAACAGGCCAAAAAAAAAAAAAAAAAAAUCACUCUGGGUCUAAGCAGAAGAGAUGGUUAGCACAAAAUGCAUGUGCAUGGGUCUUUGGAAAUACAGUUUCUUUCAUGUGACAGGAUAACACUUUCAGGAGAACAGGCUUAAACCAACCAAGAUUUUGCUCAGCUUCAUGUUGGGCCCAUUUAGGGCUAGUCCUGCUUGUGCCAGGGAAGAAACUUUCAUCCUAAAAUAUGACUAGUAUGGAGCAGCCUGGCAUAACUGUGAUGUUUGGAAAAGAAGCUUCACAGCGAGUAAUUUUAAGCAAAUAAUGUGGAGGUUCUAGAUGACCCUUUGAUAUUCAAAUACAAAAGCUUUGGGAUGGGGAAGUCUUUCUUCCUCCUGCAGUAAGGGAGUAGUUUGACUUUUACCCAAGCUUGUACUCAAAUGGCACAGAGACUGUUUUCAGAAGCUGACUUCUAAGGAAAGACAAAGAUGUUAGCACAUUAGCAGAUCAAAGUUGUACUAAAAAAUUUUGUCAGCUCAGGAGUUUCCACUUCAGUUACCGACCUCUUCUCUAUACUCAGACCAGGCCUGAAGUUACAAUGCAGAGUUUUCAUUCUUUUUCUUUUUUCCUCAAAUUUAUUAAAAUACUAAAAACAGCUUCAAAACAGGAUAUAUACAUGUGAGUUUUUGUAUUUAGUGUUUGAAAUAGUAUCUAAUUGCUGCUGAACAAUCGAGCAGAAAAAAUAAAUAUCUUGGGAAGAACCAAAAGCCUGCUGCAGCAGUGAGUUGAUUGAUGUGUGACCCCUAAUGAGGACAGAAGAUAGGACCUGGCGUUAAAGUCAGUUUUGCCUUGGUUAAGUGUAAGUAAGUUGUCAGGGGUCCUCCAGUUCAUCAGCCACUUCUUCCACCUCCCUGUUCUCCAUACUGCUGUGCCGAAUUUGCUCUGGAACCAGGUUUCGGCUUAAGGGAAUGCCUACUCCUCGGUGAACUGCCUCAAUGGUCUGCCGAGUCACAUAGUAGGUCAGGUUCACACCUGGAAUUCUUUUCCGCAGCUCUUCCAGAUACCGGUAAGCCUAAAGUAAUGCACAGAGAUCACUGUUACAGAGAGUGUAAUCUUUACACCAGUUCCAGCAAAAGGAUGAAAAGCAGCCACCAUGGAUGACUUGAGUUCAGUGGCGGAAGGGAGCUAAUGCUUAGCCAGGAGGCAUAGCCAUUGCUAACAAAAUGACCUUUCUUAAUGAUGUGUGUCAAUUCUAGCUUUUUCAUUUCAUUUUCAUUCAAAAAGAAAGGGGGGCUUGAGUGCUAGUUUUCCAUUCUCCUGAUAGCUGAAGCAUCAUCACAUAUUACACGUGAUACAUAUCACAUAAAGCAACACACAUUACGAGUAAGGUUAAUCAGCACAGUUGGAGAAGCUAAUGCUUCACAUCAGCCAGUUUCAUAAUAGCGGCAGGUUACGUUUUAGUCCAAACCCUUUGUGCGUGGCACUUCCUGCUCUGAAGAAGUGACUCACCAUUUCCUCAAGUGAUUGCAAUUUUAUAAUUCUUUUUUUCUUCUUUGGCCAGGUGGCAAAUGAAGUACAGUGUAAUUGCUGAGAAAUGCACCCAGGCCCCUGUGUUCUUGUCUCUAUUAAUAGGAAAUGUUUAAGAAGCCACCACUGUUUGUUAUGCUGCAUGUCCUCUGAGCUUUCUUUAACCUUCAAUGCCAUGAAAAUAAAGAUACACUAAUUUAGA